AUGUCGUCGUGGAUAAAAGCAUCAAAAGUUAAUCAGAAAACGCACAGGGAACGCCACCAGCCUGAUGUUCGUCAAAAAUAUGGGUUGCUCGAGAAGAAAAAAGAUUACAAAGUCCGUGCUAGACACCACCAAGAACGCGAACGUGUAAUGAAAUUAUUGAAGAAACGAGCACAAAACCGCAAUCCAGAUGAAUUUUAUUUCCAUAUGACAAAUUCCAAAGUCGAGGACGGACGUCAUACAGAAAUACGAGAAGAAGAUGAACAUACUGAAGAUCAAAUUAAGCUAAUGCAAACUAGGGAUUUGAAAUACAUCAAUAUGCGUGCAACUAUGGAAAGGAAAAAAAUUGAGCGUUUACAAUCCCAACUACAUUUCUUAGAUCAAGCUAAUCAAACAAAUAACAGCCAUAUAUAUUUCAAUGAUGGUGACCAGUGUCUUGGAAAUUUACCUGAAAAUAUCGAUACACAUCCAGAUCUUAUCAAAAGGAAAACUAAUCGUAUGAGAAUGUCAGAUUUGGAAAAAAUUGAACUGCCAGAUUUAGAUGAAGAGACUAUUAAGCAAAUGAUAUCCGAAAAGAGAAAAUCAUAUAGAGAACUAGAACGAAGAACUAAGAGGGAAAAAGAAUUAUCUGUUGUACAGAGGAAACUAGAAAUUAAAUCUCAUUUGCUUGGUUCUAAGCAAGAACAGCCAAAGAAGAUCAAACCCGCAACAAAAGAUGCAGCCCCAAUUUAUAAAUGGAAAUACGAAAGAAAAAAGUAA
Messenger RNA from Macrosiphum euphorbiae (potato aphid), 756 nucleotides. The record is from the annotation of a GenBank genome assembly. NCBI's taxonomy places the organism in Eukaryota, Metazoa, Arthropoda, Insecta, Hemiptera, Aphididae.